AAGUACUAUAUAAUAGCUCUCUUAGCAAAAUUGGUGUUGCAGUCAUGCCUGGCUAUGAUGGAGCGCUACCAGUGGACCAGGGGAGUGUCAAACCUGGCAUGUUGUGUGUCCACUGCAGACACCUGCUCAGGGAGCCACUGCAGACAGGGGAGGGACUGAGAGUGUGCAGGACCUGUGCACAAGACAUACAGCAGAAGCCGUAUAACAAGUGUGACCAUUGUGGUGUGACCGUGGAAACAAAUGGGACCUAUCCUGAUCGAGCUAUAGCAAGAGAUAUUAAACUGAUAGUGGUCUAUUGUACUUACUCAACGCUGCAAUGUGAUUGGACGGGACCGCUGAGUCAGUGGGAGGGGCAUGUGAGUGGGUGUGAGUGGAGAGGGGAGGCGUGCCCACACUGUCAUGAGAUGGUGGUUGUCAAGGAGAUAGCGGAACACAAGAGGGGGUGUGGUCACAGAGUGGUGCCAUGCAGUCAGUGUGGAGUGGAGAUGCAGCACAGACAGUUAAUGGCCCACUCUGAGUGUUGUCCUGAGGUAGUCAUCUCCUGUCAGCACUGCAACUGUGCUCUCAAGAGGAAACAGCUCCCGGCUCAUAAAUUGGAUGACUGUCAAGUUGAGGAGUGUUUAACAUGUGGACAAGAGGUUGACCGGGGCACGUGUGUGGAGGUGGGCGGGGCCAGUGUGCACCUUGCUGACUCUACACUAGCAUUCAAACAUCAUCAAUCUAUCAUGAGGAGACUCACGAUGAUCACUGAAGAACUUACUUUUCUUAAAACAUCAUUUGAACAAGCACUUGCAGACAUUCUCAAUAAGGACAGAGCAUUAUCGACAGUUAACUCCAGCACCACUGAGUUACAAGAGCAACUAACAAUGCGAAUGAGUUUGGUGGAGGCUGGUCUCGAAAGGGUUAAAGCUGAAAUACCAUCCAACACACGAGAGCAACCGAUUGCAGAUAAAAACCUCGGGGAAAAGGUGAAGCAAUUGGAAAUACAGCUAAAGGACAAGAGUACGUUGCUACGACGACAGGGUGAUCAGAUACAAGAGCUGAAACGUGUUGUCGAUCAUCUUCAGUCAACCAAUGAGAAGAGAGGAAUCAAAGUAGGAGGAGCCUCGGGGGUUAAAGAUGUCAGAGCCUCAGGGGUUAAAGAUGUGGUUCCAUCUGACCAGCGGCUCCUUCACUUGGAGCGGCAAGUCGAACAGUUGACGAGACAGAGCACAACCACACAAGGUCACCUCGAGGAGUUGGAGCUGCAGUUACAAGCAUCACUGGCUAGUACACACAAUGGCUCCUUCCUCUGGAGGGUGCCGAAUAUCGCCAGAAGAAAGAGAGAGGCUGUUGAAGAAAGAAUCACAUCCAUCUAUUCACCGCCAUUCUACACUGGGAGGAAUGGGUACAAGAUGUGUGUGCGUGCGUAUCUGAAUGGAGAUGGCUCCGGCUACAAUACUCACCUCUCUUUGUUCUUUGUUAUCAUGAAAGGAGAGUUUGACAAUCUAUUGAAAUGGCCGUUUGAUCACAAGGUGUCCAUGAUACUAGUGGAUCAGAAUCAUCGUAAGCACAUUGUACAGACCUUCAAACCAACGCCGGAGAGCAACUCCUUCCAACAACCACGAGGAGACAUGAACGUCGCCUCAGGCUGCCCACAAUUUGCACGGCUCAGCAUAUUUGAUGACACCAACUAUAUCAAGGAUGAUGUAUUAUUUAUUAAAUGUAUCAUAGAUACAACAAAAAUAUUUCAUCCCUAACUGUAUAGCUAGCUAGCUAUAGUUAGCUCUGGUGUAGCUUAGCCUCUGAUGGUCAUGCACUCAAUGGUAACCUGCAGGCCAGCUAUGAAGACAGUUAAGGACAUUAUUUUAAUCUUGCAUGUGUUACUGUUUUUCAAUUAUUAUCUGUUUACGUAGUAUAAUGGCUAUAAUAAUUAUUAUUGAUAUUUAAGA
Halichondria panicea is the source of this 1931-nucleotide messenger RNA. Its product is annotated as TNF receptor-associated factor 2-like. Gene Ontology annotation, molecular function: zinc ion binding; tumor necrosis factor receptor binding. Gene Ontology annotation, biological process: regulation of apoptotic process; tumor necrosis factor-mediated signaling pathway; protein K63-linked ubiquitination. Bases 45 to 1739 code for a protein of 564 amino acids. NCBI's taxonomy places the organism in Eukaryota, Metazoa, Porifera, Demospongiae, Suberitida, Halichondriidae. The record is from RefSeq and is a predicted model, not a curated record. Gene Ontology annotation, cellular component: cytoplasmic side of plasma membrane. The transcript is spliced from 9 exons.